GCUACUCAACUCAUUUAUUUAUGUAUUUAUUCAUACCAAUUGCAAAUAUAUAACUUUUAGGUACAAAGUGUGAUAUACAUUUAUAGACAAACUGAAUCUAGAGUUAAUAAUUUGGAUUUCCAAACUGCAUAAUUUGUUUUCUUCUGUCAAAAACUGACUAGUAGAAGGAAAAUGUUUGCUGUCAGCAUCGGCGGGCUGGUGUAAUGAAAGGAAAGAUAACACAGAAAAAAAAUGUGACAAACUAGAAGAUUUUGCAAACUGUUACAUCCAUGUAGUAUUCAUUUAUAACAGGGUUGAUUCUCGUCAGCUGUUGCAUGAUUUCAAGUAAAAGCUUGAAGAACUUGUUAAUCGUGUUGGACAAUUUAAUUGUCCAAUUGGAGGAAGUUGUUGUCAGGUUUUUGUUUUUAUAAAGGAACUUCAGGCUCUUGCUUUCUUGAUAGUUCAUAGAAUAGAAUUGUUCAUAGAAGAAUAUUUCGGACAGAAUGAUGUUUUUCUUCAUAAAGAGUUUUGCUGCCACACACCUUAUGAUCUGGAGUUUUGUUGCUUCAUCUCAGGAUAAACAUGAGCUGUCAUACUUUGUGGGCAGCUUUAGGAAUGGCUCAUCAGAGGCACUGCUGGAGUUUGAUUCUGAUGAGGUUUUCUAUGUGGACUUUGAAAGAAAGACUGUUGUCUGCACUGGACCUUCUUCUAUCAAGGGCAAAAUAAGUGAAAUACUUCAGAGUUUAAAUCUAUACAACAGUGCAAGGAAAAACAUUGCUGUGACUAUGGCUUUGGUGGAGUAUUUUACAGCACAAACAGAGGAACAAGAAAAAAUAGAUCCUCCUGAGGAGAUGUUCCUCUACACUACAGCAGAAGUUCACUCGGGGGUAGAAAACACGAUCAUCUGCUUCGUCAGUGGUUUCUACCCACCAGCGAUUAAAGUCAGGUGGACUAAAAAUGGAAAUCCAGUGUCUGAAGGGGUGUCACGGAGUCGAUAUUAUCCCAACAAGGAUCAAAGUUUCUAUCAUUUCUCAACCCUGUCAUUUACACCGAGCGAGACAGAUGUUUACAGCUGCACCGUGGAGCAUCCAGCUCUGGAAAGUCCUAGAACUGUUCUCUGGGAACCUGAAUUCCAUCAUCAACAUCAUAAUCUGGACAUUUUCUUUGCAGUCAGUCUGGGUCUGGGUUUGCUGGGUGUUGCAACUGGAAUAUGUUUAUUCAUCAAAGCGUUAGAAAGAAGCUAAUGUUUCAGUCUUCGUGCUCCAAUUACGCUGUUACCAUUCUGCAUGACUGUUUGGGGGUCCCAUAAUUGGAGCCCAUGAUUCAGAUUCUACCUUUUAAGACGUCUAAAUAGUACAAAUGCAGAUUUAUUACAGUUUUUGACGGUUGAUAGAAUGCUUGUUAAUGUCCUGUGAGUGUAUCUACUGCUUUUAUCUGUUGCAAAACACUUAUUAAACACAGAUGACCCUUGUUUUUUUUGUUUUUGUUGUUAGAAAUGGUCACAUUUGUACUUGUUUUUUUUUUUUUUUUUUUACAAAUGUCCCAAAAAAGCUCAACCCAGAAAACCAGCA
Oryzias melastigma (Indian medaka) is the source of this 1550-nucleotide messenger RNA. Its product is annotated as RLA class II histocompatibility antigen, DP alpha-1 chain-like. Gene Ontology annotation, cellular component: MHC class II protein complex; membrane. Gene Ontology annotation, molecular function: MHC class II protein complex binding. Lineage: Eukaryota; Metazoa; Chordata; Actinopteri; Beloniformes; Adrianichthyidae. The transcript has 4 exons. Gene Ontology annotation, biological process: antigen processing and presentation of exogenous peptide antigen via MHC class II; immune response; peptide antigen assembly with MHC class II protein complex. Bases 483 to 1223 code for a protein of 246 amino acids. The record is from RefSeq and is a predicted model, not a curated record.